This is a messenger RNA of Trypanosoma rangeli, 456 nucleotides long. RefSeq lists its product as uncharacterized. Lineage: Eukaryota; Euglenozoa; Kinetoplastea; Trypanosomatida; Trypanosomatidae. Bases 1 to 456 code for a protein of 151 amino acids. The transcript has a single exon. The record is from RefSeq and is a predicted model, not a curated record.
AUGAGAUUGGUGACAGCUCUUCACCUGUCAUGCUGGUGCAUGAGGUUGCGCGACGCAUCCUGCGGUGUGAGGCGGCAAGGAAGGCGGCGUUGCAGCCAGGCUUUUCAUUGGGUCCGACCUCGGCUGCAUCGAGCCCGUCCAGGUGCAUCUAUUGCAAUGAACCUCUCAGUAGGUACACUGCAAGGGAACCGUCCAGCCGCACUCAGUCGAAUGCUGCUAAAAAGGCAUAUGGGGGCUAGGAGCAUAUGGACGCAUGCCCCACCACUGCUGGUUACUGUGGCGGAGGCAGAUGCGUCCACACCCAGCGGGAUGCCGACUCCAGCGGCCCGAUUCUCGUGCAACGCCGUUCUUUUUUCCUGUAGGUUGCCGAGGCAGCUCUACGCUAUGGGAGAAUCAGGUGGUGACGUUGGCCAUGGGUCGAGUGAUGACGCUGUUGAGGUGCGCUUAAGCGCUUGA